Messenger RNA from Trichomonas vaginalis G3, 576 nucleotides. RefSeq lists its product as uncharacterized. The record is from RefSeq and is a predicted model, not a curated record. The transcript has a single exon. Bases 1 to 576 code for a protein of 191 amino acids. Lineage: Eukaryota; Parabasalia; Trichomonadida; Trichomonadidae.
AUGGGUUGUUCAAGCAGUACAAGUUCUGAGCCAAAGCAAGUUGCAAACGCAAGGAUUUCUACAGCUAAAGCCCCUAUUAAACUGUUUUAUCUACCAGGAAAUGUUAAACUCACACUAACGAAACUAGUUUCUCAAGGUGUAAUGGGUUCAGAAGCUUCUGCGACCGCAUCAUCAAGUAUUAAUCUUAAUGCAAGGUUUAUAGAUGUGCCUAACGCAAGAGCAGUGAGAAAAGGCUGGGGAAAAGAAUUAACGAGCAAAAGUGCUGAAUGUGCCAUGUCCAUAUUUUUAGCAGAUAUUAGAGAACGUCCGAUGAUGCUACUUAAUAUUAAAACGCUAAACUGGCUUGCAAAGCAAGUUACGCAGAAAGGUCAGUUGUAUGUUGUUUUAAUCUGCAGCAACGAGCUUGAAGUAUCGGAAUUCAAAUCACAUAUAAGUGCAACUGAUAUCGACACUAUUGUUAUCAAAGAUGGUGACCCAGAAUCUGUUGUUCAAUUUACAGACGUUGUUACAGCAGAAGUAGUCAAGUUCAAUGAAAGAAAGAAGAAAUUCAGUGAGACAUCUCCAAGAUCACGCUAA